Molecule: messenger RNA, 912 nt
Organism: Parathielavia appendiculata
Lineage: Eukaryota; Fungi; Ascomycota; Sordariomycetes; Sordariales; Chaetomiaceae
Exons: 2
Coding region: 1-912 (303 amino acids)
Molecular function (GO): protein binding
Source: RefSeq, a predicted model, not a curated record
AUGAAAGCAGGGCUCGCCGUCGGAUUCAAGCUUCGUCUCGCCGACGUCGCCGCCGUCAGCAGGGCAGGUCGCCCGCGGGACCGCGUCGCGGAGCCUGAGAGGAAUAUUGAUCUGAUGCCGCCGAGUAUUCAAGCUACGCCUAUUCACCUGGAUAGCAGUCCUCGCCUCAUCGGGUUUCCUUUCCACUCGACUUGCUGGUGCAUCCUCUUCAAACGCUUGUCGUGGGGUGACCGGGAGCUGCAACUCCUUUUCGACCUCUGCCUCUCCUUCAGGAAUGAGGAGAUCAUGUUUGACUGGGAUCACAAUUACGGCGGAACGGUCAGCUAUGACGACGACUGCCGCGUGCUUGGCCCCGGCGAAGAACCCCAUCUGUCCUCAUGGGCCGACAAUGACCCCAAUGACGGUGAAGAGUAUCCUCUUCACCUACAUGAGCUAGAUCGCAUUUUCGAACAGCGGACCAACGAUAGCAUUCCUACUGCGAAUUGCCCCACGCGACUGCAAAGAUACGCUAGGCCGACUCACGCGGAUGCCUUCCAAAUGCUGACCGUCGAGAUCCUGCAGUCGAUUCUCGUACGGCUCCCUGCGCCUGACGUUGCUGCUGUGAGAAUGGUCUCCCCGGCGGUCGCCAACGUCCAUCUGCAUGAUAAAUUCUGGAGAACUCGCUUUCUCUCAGGGCGGGAGUUCGAUUUCAUCUUCGAGACCCAACGGCAUCCCCACGACUCUUCGUUCAAGGGUCGGUGGAAGUCGACGUAUUUCUCUGUCCGAGAGUUGCGACACCUCCCGGUUGUGGCUGGAAGCGCCAGCUGUGAUGGCAGCUCCGUGCCGUUCUCCAUCGAAGACAACGGCGACUCAUCCAGUGUUGAUAUGGACUGGGAAACAGCCAGCAGCGAAGAGGUGCUUUGUGCCCGGUAA